UUCAGUAAUCAGCAAUUUCAGAGAGAGUGAGAGAGAGAGAGAUGGGGAGAGGACGACUUGGAGAGAUAAUGGAGGAGGAGCUGGGGGUCGGGAUAAUGGAAUCCGGCGGCGCAGCGGAGCUCCCGGAGACUGCGCAGCUCGAGAUGGUUAGCGAGGAGGAAGAUGAUUUCGAGUUCGCGUUUUCAAUCGACUCGGAUCCGGGUUCUUUACCCGAUACGACAGCGGACGAGAUUUUCUACAACGGCAAGAUUCUCCCCGUCUAUCCGGUCUUCAAUCGCGACCUCGUUGGCGGAACCGGAAACCCUAAGGAGGAGGACGAUUUGGCGGAGGGGGUGGCGCGAUUGAUGAUGGAAUACGAGAAGCGUGAUAUGCGAUCGGGAUCUCAUGAGUCGUCUUCAUCGUCAGAGGCAAAGGAUCUGGAGCGGCUAUCGAGGUCCGCUCCGUCGAACUUCGUCCCGCCGUCUCCCGAUAGGUGGCGUAAAAGCGGCUCUACGGGUUCAUCGGCAUCAUCAUCGGUGUCGCGGAAGUGGAAACUCCGAGAUCUGGUUGUCGGUCGGAGUCGGAGCGAUGGGAAGGAGAGGUUUGUGGUGAUUCCUCUGCCGGAUGAGAAGGAGAAGAAAACCUUUCGGAGCUGUAACUCGUUUGCUAAAUGUUCGUCGGCAGAGGCGGAGAAGAAGGAGAAGAGCGGGAAAGGGAAGGGCGAGAGUCUCAAGGAGAUGGAUAUCGUCACCGCCCACCGAAUCUAUUACGGUAAGGUCGGCUCCGGCGGCGGGCAGCCCGCUGCUGCGGGCGGUUAUCGCCGGAGCUUUCUGCCGUACCGGCAAGAACUGCUCGGCGGGAUAUUCGGGAAUGCAAAACAUCACCCCUUUUAAAAUCGAUUUUAAUUUCAGUUUGUGAAUUCAUUUUUUUUUUAAUUAUCAUCAUCAUCUCCGGUACAUCUGCUUCUGUUCGGCAGAAGCUUGCAGUGGGCUUCCAUGUCCGUUGUAUAUAUAUACUGUUCGUGUUUAUUUAUUAAAUUAUGAGUUAUUUACUGACGAAUUGAGAUGACAAGUAU
Phalaenopsis equestris is the source of this 1054-nucleotide messenger RNA. RefSeq lists its product as uncharacterized. The coding region runs from base 42 to 872 and encodes 276 amino acids. The transcript has a single exon. The record is from RefSeq and is a predicted model, not a curated record. NCBI's taxonomy places the organism in Eukaryota, Viridiplantae, Streptophyta, Magnoliopsida, Asparagales, Orchidaceae.